Molecule: messenger RNA, 3615 nt
Organism: Protopterus annectens (West African lungfish)
Lineage: Eukaryota; Metazoa; Chordata; Ceratodontiformes; Protopteridae
Product: transient receptor potential cation channel subfamily A member 1-like
Exons: 30
Coding region: 1-3453 (1150 amino acids)
Biological process (GO): monoatomic ion transport; transmembrane transport
Cellular component (GO): membrane
Molecular function (GO): monoatomic ion channel activity; protein binding
Source: RefSeq, a predicted model, not a curated record
AUGAAUAAGGCAAGAAGAUCAUUAAAGAUCCUACGGGAAGUAGUGAAAGAUGAUGCCACAUAUGAAUGUGCGGAAAAUGAGGAGGAAAUCCCUCUGCUACAGCAAUCACAAGACAUAUUUGAGUUUAUCUCCAAAGGACUCACAGACAAUGUGAAGGAUCUGGUUGCUGAGGACCCUGAAUGCCUAAACCGUUUAGAUAAACUACAAGCAAUGCCUUUGCAUCAUGCCGCAGGAAAAGGCAACUUACAGAUAAUUAAGCUAAUAAUUAAUAAUUCAUCAAAAAAUUUGAAUGUGACAGAUUGUAAUGGCAAUACUCCUCUGCACUGGGCUACAGAGAAGAAUCAGGUUCAGAGCAUCAUUCUUCUGCUAGAAGAGGGUGCUGACCCCAACAUACUAAACAAGUUCUUGUUAUCUCCACUUCACAUCGCAGUCCAGCUAUAUUAUAACGAAGCUGUCAAGGUAUUAGCUGCUCAUAAAAGUAUUAACGUCAACUUGCAAGGGGAACUUGGAAAUACACCUCUGAUGUUGGCAUGUGCAAAAGACAAUCAUAAAGGAAUAGAGAUUCUACUUGAUCAUGGGGCAUUGUUAUGCAGGCAGAAUCGGCUUGGACAUUUUGCUAUACAUCUUGCUUCUUUUAUGGGUUCAAAGAAGGCUAUGGAAGUCAUUUUGAAAAGAGGUCUUGCAUUUGGCCAUUCCUUUGAGAAACAUAUUAACUAUCUUGAUAAAUCACUGAAUAGUCCUCUUCAUCUAGCAGUGCAGGGAGGAAACCUGGAAGUAAUCAAGUUUUGCAUUGAAUGUGGAGCACACAUUGAUUUAGUACAGGCUGAUAAUUCCACAGCAGUGCAUUUUGCUGCAGUACAAGGAGCAAUUGAAGCUGUGAAGCUCAUGAUAACAUCAUACAAAGGUGAUAAAGAUAUAGUCAAUAUCUUAGAUGGAAACAUGCAAACACCACUGCACAAGGCUGCAAUAUUUGAUCACCAAGACUUGGCAGAAUAUUUAAUUUCAAAGGGAGGACGUAUUGACAGUAUUGAUAAUGAAAACCGAACACCUUUGCUCCUGGCUACUUCCUGUGGUUCCUGGAAAACUGUAAACUUACUUAUAUCUAAAGGAGCAAAUGUGAAAUUAAAAGAUGAUGCUGGCUGCAAUGUUAUUCAUUUAGCAGUUCUUCAGCAAGGAGGGAUGAAACAUUUGAACAAGGAAACUAUGCAGAAUAACCAAGUGAGAGAACUGCUAAGUGAUGAAGAUAAUGAAGGGUGCACUCCACUGCAUUAUGCUUGCCGACAGGGAGUUCCAGAUUCUGUCAAUAAUAUUCUUGGCUGGAAGAUUUCUAUUUACUCAAAGUCUAAAGACAAAAAAUCACCACUACACUUUGCAGCCAGUUAUGGACGUAUUAACACAUGUCGACGAUUGCUCCAAAACAUCACUGACACAAGACUUCUAAAUGAAGGCGAUGAGAAAGGAAUGACACCACUUCAUCUUGCCGCCCAAAAUGGUCACACAGAAGUUGUUAAACUUCUUUUAAGAAAAGGAGCUCUUUGUAUUACGGACUAUGAAUGCUGGACAAGUCUUCAUUAUGCUGCAUUUGGUGGAUAUACUCAGACAAUGCACCUACUUUUAGAAACCGAUUUAAAGCUAAUAGACCGGACAGAAGAUGAAGGAAACACAGCUCUUCAUCUUGCUGCUCGGGAAGGCCAUGCUGGUGCUGUUAAUCUCUUGCUUUCAAAGGGUGCCAAGCUUAUGUUGAAUAAGAAGAAUUUGUCCUUUUUCCAUGAAGCAAUACGCAAUGGAAAGAAAGAAGUAGUGUUUGCUACCAUUGAAAGUAAAAGAUUUCAUGAAGCAAUGCGAUGCUUUCGACAUGGAUCUGAAUAUCGCUGCCCAGUAUUUGAACUGAUUGAGCAUCUUCCAGAAGCAUUUAUGUUAAUUCUGAACAAAGCUGUGCAAGAGUCAAUGGUGGAUAAAAGAAGCCCUCACUUUUACACCAUUUAUGAUUUUACGUAUCUACAGUGCCCACUGAAGCUGCAGCAAUUAGCCAAAGAAGAUAAAGAAGUUGAAUAUGAGCCUCUGGCUGCUCUUAAUAUUAUGGUACGCUGCAGUCGUAUAGAGCUUCUGACUCAUCCCGUUUGCAAGGAGUAUUUGCAGAUGAAAUGGGUUGCAUAUGGAUUAAAAGCACAUAUUAUUAACCUGACAAUCUACACACUUGGUCUUGUGCCACUGACUGCUUUAAUUGUCAAUACAAAUCCAAGAGCUGCGGAAAAUGCAACAGUGAGCAUGACAAAUCCUCAUCCUUGGGCUUCAAAAAUGACAUAUCUGACUUCCACUUGGAUGAUAAUGGUUUUCAUAGUGAGCUUGUUUGGAAUGUGCAAGGAGAUGGUACAAAUUAUCCAACAGCGCUGGAAGUACCUGUGUGAUUUCUCCAACUUAAUAGAUUGGACGAUAUCAGUGACAUCCAUCCUCUUUGUACUUCCCUUAUUUACUGAUAAUCUGUACAGCUGGCAGUGGGAAUGUGGAGCUACAGCAGUGUUUUGCUCCUGGGUAAAUUUCCUUCUUUACUUGCAAAGGUUUGAAAACUUUGGAAUUUAUGUGGUGAUGUUUUGGGAAAUCCUAAGAACGCUAUUACAUAUUGCUCUUCUCUUCUUUUUCCUCGUUCUGGCAUUUGCUUUUACAUUUUUCGCUCUCUUGAAUAACCAGACAGCAUACAGUACUCCCUACCUAUCUCUAAUGCAGACAUUCGCUAUGAUGCUGGGAGACAUAAAUUAUCAUGACAGCUUCCUUAUCCCGAUAACAGAGAAAAAAAUGCCUUACCCAUACAUGUCUUUUGCAGUGCUCAUACUGUUUAUGCUGCUCAUUCCAAUACUCCUCAUGAAUCUACUGAUUGGUUUGGCUGUUGGCGACAUUGCAGAAGUACAAAGGAAUGCUUCAAUCAAAAGAAUGGCUAUGCAGGUCAGCCUUCAUACUAACUUAGAGAGGAAAUUACCAUAUUGGUACCUUACUCAGGUGGACCAGAGAACAAAGAAAGUGUAUCCCAACAGGAAAAGAGUGUCUGGGCCACUGGUAAUGUUGAGUCAUGUGGUUUGUUCUGGGAACCGUUUUUCGUGCUGUCUUUCUUCUAGUGUUGAGUUCCUUGAACCUUUGUUGUUGGUAUUUGUCAGUUUCUUGCAGUGGUUCUCAAUGAUGUCAGAAUCUGCAAAUGAGCAGAAGUGUUCACGAGACAGCAGUUUAUCAGCAUUUGAAGUAGAACUUCAAAAACAGAAAUACAGGCUUAAGGACAUCUCAGCAAUUUUAAGAAAGCAACAUGAGCUGAUCAAACUCAUAAUACAAAAAAUGGAGAUUGUGACAGAAGCUGAGGAAGCAGAUGAAAACGAUAUUUUUCAGUACAGCAGAGUAAAACGGCAACAUUUAAAUCACAGAACCAGCAAAUGGGACAAAGUAAUCAGAUGUAUUAAAAAUAAGUAAGAGUGACAGCACUGAGCAGACAUAAUUAAAAUCUCAUUGAAAUAAUUAACUCCGUGGAUAUAUAAUGAUAUUUUACAUGGAAUAUUAUAUUUCCAUUCUCAUAACAAUCCUGCAAAUAAAAUGUAACUGUACAACAGGGGAGUAGUUGCCUCAUGAUAUAUG